Messenger RNA from Fundulus heteroclitus (mummichog), 1958 nucleotides. Its product is annotated as C5a anaphylatoxin chemotactic receptor 1. Gene Ontology annotation, cellular component: plasma membrane. Gene Ontology annotation, molecular function: complement component C5a receptor activity; G protein-coupled receptor activity. The record is from RefSeq and is a predicted model, not a curated record. The transcript has 3 exons. Bases 103 to 1128 code for a protein of 341 amino acids. NCBI's taxonomy places the organism in Eukaryota, Metazoa, Chordata, Actinopteri, Cyprinodontiformes, Fundulidae. Gene Ontology annotation, biological process: inflammatory response; complement receptor mediated signaling pathway; positive regulation of cytosolic calcium ion concentration.
GAGAGAGAGAGGUGUUAAAAGCACAAGCAGGAACUCCUUCCCCUAGGUGCUGCUCCAUAUCUUCUACACUCGAGGAAUAUUGGAAAGGUCAACAUCGGCUCCAUGGCUGACUCUAACGCAACGCAGGCCGCUUGUGACUACAGCUGGUUGCAGAAUGAGGCCUCCAAGGCGAUCCAAAUUACCAUCACGCUACUAAUUUUCGUGGUGGGCAUUUCUCUGAACGGGUUGGUGGUCUGGGUCCUCGGACUGCGAGGCCGCCGUCACCUGGUGCGCCGAGGCAGCACCGAGGAAACGCGCGCCGCCAACAGUUUCCGGGUCUACGUCCUGCACCUGGCCUUGGCUGACCUCAUCCUGCUGCUGCGGACCCCCCUCAUGAUCGGCUACCUCAUCAACGAUUACAGCUGGCCGUUCGGAAAGGCCGUCUGCCACCUGAUCAUAUUCCUGAGGUGUCUGGGGCUCUACAUGUCUGCGUUCCUCGUGUGCGCCGUGGCUCUGGAGCGCUGCCUGUGUCUGCUCAGGCCCGUGUGGGCUCGGCUCAAACGACCCGCCUGGGCUGUCCCUCUGGUCUGUGGGGUCCUCUGGCUGAUGGCCCUCGUCCUCUCCGUCCCCUACAUCUACUUUGCUGACCUGCAGACAAUCAACGGAACAAAGCAGUGUGUGGAGGGCGGGAGAUCCAAUUUAGGAUUAAUUCUGACAGACACCAUUGCAGGCUUCAUCUUGCCUCUAAUGGUGUUCCUAGGCAGUAACGCGGCCGUUUUGCUCACCAUCAAUAAAGCACUGCCUUCAACACCCAGCGGGACAACCCCAUCAAUGGCACGCAAGAUGAGCAGGAUGUACCAUGUGCUCUUUUCCACCAUGCUCCUCUUCCUCACCUGCUGGGUGCCCUUCUUUGUCUGUCGCUUCCUGAUGGCCGUGACACACAGUAGCUGCUCAGCGACGCAGUGCACGUACAUCUCUCUGUACCUGGUGUACAUCAAGUGUACCCUUAAUCCCGUGAUGUACGUGUUUGCCGCCAGAGGCCUGGGCCGCGCCAUCAAAGCGUCCCUCAUCUCCACCAUCGACCGUCUUUUCAAUGACGAAUCCUACGAGUCUAUUCGAAGGAAGUCCCUCAAGAACUCCCAGAUGUGAUCCAGAUGUUUAGAGGUGUUGUAAGAUAUGUAUCGAUUGACCCCCAUCCACCCGUUUUUCAGACCCGCUUAGCAGAGUCUGAGAACAGGGGUCUUCAAUUGCGGUCCUCAAGGUCCGGUGUCCUGCAGCUUUUAGGUGUGUCCCCGGUCCGGCGCACCUGACUCAAAUGGCUGAAUCGGCUCAUCAGCAUGCAGUCAAGUUCUCCAGAGUCCUGCUGAUGACCUGAUUAUUUGACUCUGGUGUGUUGGACCAGAGAUAUGUCUAAAAGUUGCAGGACACCGGACCUUGAGCACUAGAAUUGAAGACCAUCGGUCUCGGAAAUGGGUGGCGCCCGUCUCCAGUAGCUCAGGAACAAGAGAAAAGGGUCCACCCUGGACAGGUUCAGUCUAAUGGACAGCCUAACACAGCAAACCAUCUACUGCUCACGCUCAAAAGGCGGUUCAGGGUGACUGAUUGACCUUACGGAUAUUUUAUGGACUGUGAGAAGAGACCAGAAUACCUGAAGAGAACUCGGAGCAGAGCCAGGAUCUGAUCUGAUCUGAGCUCAGGACCUUCAGUGCUAAGAACUGGGCCCCCUUUUUAAAGCGCUGGUUGAACUCUUUAUGUGUGCAAUUUCUGUUCCUCUCCUUUGACCCUUCCUGCUUCCCCAAACCCGGCAUUAGCAUUGUAAAUAAAAUGAAAGGAAUUAGUAUGAUUGACUGUGAAGCACUUUAUGUCAUUGUUUGUAAGCGUGUGCUUGAGACAGACAAAUAUGUUUCUGGGAAUGUAUUAAAAAAAAAUCUAUCGUGAUGUAUGUUUUUGAGCUGUAUAAUAAAGGUCAUUUAAUGUUG